Messenger RNA from Euleptes europaea (tarantolino), 3258 nucleotides. It is a transcript of the gene DYNC2I1, whose product is annotated as dynein 2 intermediate chain 1. Gene Ontology annotation, molecular function: dynein heavy chain binding; dynein light chain binding. The coding region runs from base 67 to 3222 and encodes 1051 amino acids. Lineage: Eukaryota; Metazoa; Chordata; Lepidosauria; Squamata; Sphaerodactylidae. Gene Ontology annotation, biological process: intraciliary transport. The record is from RefSeq and is a predicted model, not a curated record. The transcript is spliced from 24 exons. Gene Ontology annotation, cellular component: cytoplasmic dynein complex.
GAGUCCCACAUGAAGCCAUAGAAGCAGUUUGGGAGAUGUUGGACUGCGGGGCAGCUGCGCGCCGCUAUGGAAGGCGAUAAGAGAAGAACCAAAGAAGACACUUGGAAAUCAGAUGAACUAAAGAAGCAUCUUAGGGGAUCUCUGUCAGACAGUCAGUCAAACGACAAGAGACAUCACGAGAGAAAACUGCGAGAGAGAGAUGGCCGGGAUGCUGAUGACUACAGAGACUCUCUGUACAAAGAACAAGACAAGGACAGAGUAAAAUCCAAAGAAAAAACAGGAGAAAAAGCACGGUUCAAAUCGAGCGAAAGACAUAGGGAGGAACGGAAAGAGAGAGGGAGAGAAAAAGAGCAUCCCAGAGAAAGAGAGAGAGAAAAGUCUAAGGCGACUCACGAGAGACACACCAAAGAAGAGAAAGAGAGUGCUGGGAAAGGUGGAGAGCGGCACAGUGGAAGAGAAAGAGAGAGGAAGCACAGGAAAGAUGAUCCUAAUCAGGCGCGCGUGCAAGAGGUUUAUGGGGAAAGGAAUAAAGAACACCACAGAAGACAAGGCAGCAAGGAUUAUGGAGAUCAUUCAAAAGUAAGAGAUGAAGAAAAAGAAAGAAGGCAUUUGGAAAGAAAGAGCGAGGAGGCCAAGAACAACGAGGAUGAGAUUUCAAAACACAGAGAUCAAGAACGUGAACACAGACACAGGUCACACAAGGAACAGGAACCUGACAAAGACAGGAAGAGAAGGCACAGGGAGAAGAGAGACCAGGAACGCUCAGCUGUGGAAGGAAAAGAGAAGCAUUUGAAAGAAAGGAGCCUUAGGGCUGACAAGGAUGGGGAAGAGGGCCAUGUGCCCAGGACACAUAAGGAGCAACCCUUCCAUGAAGACAAACAUUACAGCGAGAGCAGUGAAAGGCGGCAAAAAGAAGACAGUGAAAUAAGGAAGAACGAGCACAAGCACAGUGAACACAAAAGCCAAGGGAAAAGCUCAAGGCAUGAAGAUGAAACUGACCAUCUACAUGAAAGGAGUUCAAAAGAAAAAAUAAAGAACCAGGCCAAGAGCGAAAAAGAAGAUACAGGACAAGAAGAGCUGAUAAAGGACAUCACUAAUCCCUCUAACUCUGACGCAGAUUAUGAUAAUUGUUCAGUGAACUACGAGGAAGACUUUGAGGAUUACGAAGAUGAUUUUGACGAUGUGGACGACGACGAAGAUGACACUGAGGGUCCAGGGGACGGGGAGCGAGAAGAGGAAGAACAGGAGGCAGCAGAAAAAGUACGGAAGGUUCCUGUAGUCAAAAACUCAGAAAUAGAAGAAAUUCAGAAAGCAAUCAAUGCGGAAAACGAAAGAGUCAAGACCUUCCUCCCAGAGCAAAGGAAGGAUGAAUUGCUUCCCAAAGAAUGUGAAAAGGAACAGGGAAUGGAAAGUCAGGAUUCACCCAGGAGAAGUCCCGUUUCUGGAAAGUUCAUUGAUUUCCAAACUGCCAAACAGCGGCAAAGUAUCAGAAAGGUUGCCAGUGAGCAGAAGAAACGUAGUAUUGAGCUGCUUCGCCUUAUUGACCUGGACUUUUCGGUCAGCAUCAGUUUGUUGGAUUUGCCUCCAGUGAAUGAAUAUGAUAUGUACAUCCGGAACUUCGGGAAAACAAACACCAAACAAGCUUAUGUUCAGUCGAAUGAAGAUAAUCUAGAAAGAGAUGUUCAGACUGAAGAAAUAGAGACUCAAGAAAAAUGGACACAACACCCUGGAGAAACUGCCAUUGUGUGUGGAGGUCCAAAAAGCAGCAGCGAUGUAUCUGUCCUUACACCAAAGAUUGAUUCCCAAAGACUGGCAAAUUUCCUGCGGUCGGCUUGUCAGGUGGUUGCAGUUUUGCUUGAAGAAGAUCAAGUUGCCACACAGCCCAGGCGGAAUCUAAGAUCGCGACAGACCAGUUUGUCUAUUAGCGAUAAAUGCUUCCAGUUAAACACCAAUCUUCCUUUCCUGCAAGGUCGAAAAGUUUCCUGUUUACACAUCUCGCAAGCUCAGAGGCAGGCGCUGCUUUCUGUGCAUGAGUUGCCAGAAAAGUCAAGCGGUCUGCAAUUGGACAGAAAAAACAUCAUCUGUGUGUGGAAUGUCUGGCAGCCUUCGAACCCUCAGAAAAUUUUACUUUGUGGAUCACAGGUGACGUGCUGCUGCUUCAGUCCUAGUAAAGCUACUUUAGUGUUUGCUGGAACGGUCGAUGGUUCAGUGCUGGUGUGGGAUCUCAGGGAAGACUCCAGGAUGCACCACUGUAUAAACUUCAAUGAGACAGACUGGGCGUUUCGAUUGCCAACGUUUUCUACAGAUGGGGUAUUCACAUCCGUAAACCACAUGUGUCCCAUCCUGACCAUUGAACCUGUCUCAACAACCGUCUUCAAGGAGCAGAACUGUGGACUUUCCUAUCUAUCAUCUCGGGAAGAACUAUUAGGACUUUGGUUUCAGAUCGCCUCCAUGGACGAAAAUGGGACACUCAGUCUGUGGGUAGUGGUUGAACUUCAAAAAGAGGAUUUGGCUGGCUCACAGAGGGAUUUAGGUCUAAUUCCCGGGGGGAAAGUAAAGCUGGUUCAUAGCUCUACCAUUCAACUGAUGUGCAGCUAUUCACCAAAAGACACCACGUGCCUGGGGACAUCCCAGCCAUUGAAUAUUAAAUUUCUGCCUUCUGAUCCUAAUCAUUUCAUUGUUGGCACAGACAUGAGUGUUGUGAGUCACGGUACAAGGCACGAACUGAAAGCUCCUCCUAAGUUGUUCAAACCACAGCAGAGGGGACUGAGAUCCACUCGAGUCAAUGCAAUGGACUUCUCCCCUUUUGGAAAGCCAAUAUUUUUGGCGGGCUGUUCAGACGGGAGCAUAAGAUUGCACCAAAUGACCUCCGAGCUUCCGCUCAUCCAGUGGAACACCAGCACAACGGGGCAGCCAAUAAUCGCCUUGCAGUGGGCUCUGACCAGACCAGCCGUAUUUUUUGUUUUGGACGCGAUGUCUGUAGUUUACGUUUGGGACCUGCUGGAAAGCGACUUGUCGCCUGUAGCCAAACAACCCACCCAGGCAGAUAAGGUUGUGACCAUGGCUGUGCUGGGUGAGCCUGAAAAACUCAACGGUCUCCUCGGCCUUGCGCUGGCCAAAGAAUCCGGAGUCAUAGAGAUCUGGUACGUAAAGAAGAAGUGGGCUGUCCCUCAGCCGGAGGAGUCUGAGAAACUCAAUUUGCUCUUGCAGCAGGCUUUGUAGAAUCCAAACAGAUGCCUUUCUGUGAAUAGGCAGCGA